AUGACCACAACAGAACCACAGUUGUCGCCGCCGUUGCCACCACCACAACAACAACCAAUGCACUUACAACAUCAUCACAUGCAGCAACAGCAGCAACAACAACAACAACAUCAUCAACAAUAUAUGCAUCAACAACAAACAUUACCACCACCACCAAUACAACACCAACAAUAUAAUACGGCAGCAAUCACACAAAGUAGUCAAGCAGCAGCAGCAGCAGCAACAACACAAAUAUAUAAUCAACAAAAUCAUCGGCAGCAACAACCCAUACAACAGCAACAACAAACACGACAAUUACAACACCAACAAUAUCAACAACAGCAACAACAACAACAAUACCAACACUACCAACAACCACAAGCGCUGCGUCAGCAACAACCACAAACACAACCUAUUAAGCAAACUUCUCAUUUAUAUCCUACUGCAGAUUAUCACCAGCAGCAACAACAACAACACCAACUGCUACAGCAGCAACAGCAGGUGCCACAAUCUCAAUAUCAACAACCCAACAACAGUUAUAAUCAGCUACGUUCAAGCAUCUUGCAGAAUUCGCAUCAUCCAACCGGCGCACUUCAAGCUGUGAAUGAUGUUAAUACGCCCACCUAUGCCUAUGAUCAAUAUGACAACAACUACAUACGUGCCAGCAACAACAGCAGUAAUAGUGCAGUGAAUCCAGCUACCGUAUAUAAUAACAACAAUGGCGGCUUAAACUAUACUACACCACAAACACAAUUGAAUGCAACAUUAGCGCAUCACAGCAAUGGAGUUAUAAGCAACGGCACAACUAGCAGUAACGGCGUAACCGUUGUUAGCGGCAAUCCGAGCAACUCAAAUAUCGGCAAAAUUGCCGAUUAUGAUCCUUUGACCGAUGGUCCACGUCAAAUACCAAACACCGGUAGACAAAGUACCACACUUAUCUAUAGCUCAGAUAGCCGCGGUUCUGGUGAGUUUCAUCAUGUAAACAUGUAUAGAGGCAUGUGUGUAAAAAUUGUAAAAACAUUAUAUGUGUGUGUAUGUAUGUACUGUGUAUGUAUGCCCGGUGAUAGAUAA
This is a messenger RNA of Teleopsis dalmanni, 1050 nucleotides long. RefSeq names its product LIM and SH3 domain protein Lasp-like. The record is from RefSeq and is a predicted model, not a curated record. Bases 1 to 1050 code for a protein of 349 amino acids. The transcript has a single exon. Lineage: Eukaryota; Metazoa; Arthropoda; Insecta; Diptera; Diopsidae.